Prunus mume (Japanese apricot) is the source of this 1884-nucleotide messenger RNA. Its product is annotated as MATE efflux family protein. Gene Ontology annotation, cellular component: membrane. Gene Ontology annotation, biological process: xenobiotic detoxification by transmembrane export across the plasma membrane. Gene Ontology annotation, molecular function: antiporter activity; xenobiotic transmembrane transporter activity. The record is from RefSeq and is a predicted model, not a curated record. NCBI's taxonomy places the organism in Eukaryota, Viridiplantae, Streptophyta, Magnoliopsida, Rosales, Rosaceae.
CUCUCUCUCUCUCUCAUAAUUGGCAGUUACAAAAAGAGGCUACCAAUUUGCUCCUUUUGAGAAACAAACAUCCUCACGAAACCCAUGCAUUCAUAAAAAUAAUCAACCUUAUCUGAGAAAAGAAAACGCAACAAGAAAUUAGAAAAACCAGAUUCUCAUCUUUCACUUGGAAAUUUAUAUUUGAAACAAACCCACCAAGCCUGCAAGCCAUUUUGCUCAACUACACAAUGUCUGCAACAUCAAAUUUGGAAGAGGACCCAAGAGAGAGAGCCUCUCUGCCACCUUCAUCCCUACCUCUCACUCAAAAAUGGCCAGCCAACUUUUUCAAGGUCAUGCUUUUAGAGCUCAAAAUACAAAGAGGAAUAGCUCUUCCUUUGGUGGCAAUGAAUUUGACAUGGUUUGCCAAGAUAGCAACCACAACAGCUUUUCUUGGCAGGCUCGGAGAGCUUCAGUUGGCCGGUGGCACGCUUGGUUUCACUUUUGCUAAUGUCACUGGCUUCUCUGUCUUAAAUGGGCUCUGUGGUGCCAUGGAACCUAUAUGUGGUCAAGCUUCUGGAGCUAAAAGUAUUAAGCUCCUUCACAAGACCCUUCUCAUGACAACUUUCUUUUUACUGCUUGUAACACUUCCUAUUUCUUUCUUGUGGCUCAAUGUUGACAAAAUCCUCAUCCAUUUUGGCCAACAAGAAGACAUUUCAACAGUUGCAAAGAGCUACCUUUUGUAUCUCCUGCCAGACUUGGUAAUUACCUCAUUGCUCUGUCCCCUCAAAGCCUACUUGAACUCCCAGAGCAUCACACUACCUUCAAUGUUCUGCUCGGCUUUGGCGCUUGCGCUUCACGUACCGAUCAAUAUCUUGCUUGCAAAAUCCAACGGUCUUGAGGGAAUUGCAAUGUCUGUGUGGAUCACUGAUCUCAUGGUUGUGCUUCUACUUGCCUUGUAUGUGUGCUGGAUUGAAAUUAAUGCCAAGGAAGGGGGUUGGAAGGAAGGGGGGUGGCUUGAUCAAGGUGUUGGGGAUUGGAUUAGGCUGCUCAAGCUUUGUGGACCUUGCUGCCUCACUACCUGCCUUGAAUGGUGGUGCUAUGAGAUUUUGGUAUUGCUAACAGGCAGGCUUGCCAAUGCAAAGCAGGCAGUGGGAGUUUUAGCCAUUAUAUUAAACUUCGACUACUUGCUUUACUCAGUCAUGCUUUCUCUGGCAACAUGUGCCUCAACCCGUGUCUCGAAUGAGCUUGGAGCAAACAGAGCGGGCCCUGCUUAUCAGUCUGCAUUUGUGUCUAUAGCAGUGAGUGUGGUCUCAGGUUGCAUAGGUGGCUUGGUGAUGUUAGCAGCCAGGGGAAGUUGGGGAUCUUUGUUCAGCCAUGAUAAGGGAAUUGUAGGAGGUGUGAAGAAGAUGAUGCUGCUAAUGUCUUUAGUGGAGGUGGUAAAUUUCCCAUUAGCAGUUUGUGGAGGAAUUGUCCGGGGAACCGCAAGGCCGUGGUUAGCCAUGUAUGCAAAUCUUGGAGGGUUUUACUUCCUGGCCUUGCCUUUGGGAGUUGUUUUAGCAUUCAAGGUUGCACUUGGGCUCAGUGGAUUGUUGAUAGGGUUUUUGAUCGGGAUGGUUGCUUGCUUGAUUCUGGUUCUCAUGUUUGUUGUAAGGAUCAAUUGGGACGAAGAAGCUUGCAAGGCACAAACACUUGCCUCAGUUGCAUGUCAAGCACCAGAACUUAACAAAGAUGGCAAUAACAAAAGCAUGGGGAGAGCUGAUGUUGAAGUCUAAGAAUAACCUGAGAGUAUUUGUUGUAACACAAACGUCUCUUACUCUGAGUCAUAUCCUAGUAAACCAGAACAGGUAAAAUUUUACAGGGUUCUGGAUCAUCCACUACAUAACCAUGGCUCCAAUGGCCAAUUCU